Molecule: messenger RNA, 4323 nt
Organism: Patiria miniata (bat star)
Lineage: Eukaryota; Metazoa; Echinodermata; Asteroidea; Valvatida; Asterinidae
Exons: 25
Coding region: 1-4323 (1440 amino acids)
Biological process (GO): positive regulation of kinase activity; protein phosphorylation; cell surface receptor protein tyrosine kinase signaling pathway
Cellular component (GO): signaling receptor complex; membrane
Molecular function (GO): transmembrane receptor protein tyrosine kinase activity; ATP binding
Source: RefSeq, a predicted model, not a curated record
AUGAUAGUGGCGGCCCUACACCCUAUUCUCUUCAUGGUAUGGCUGGCAAUAUUUCGAACAGCAAGCGCAAGCUUCAACUGCACCUUCGAGGAAGGGCUUUGUGACUGGAGACAAUCCGGUGGAGACACGUAUAACUGGCAUCUGUAUCAGGGGCGUCUUCCUUAUUCUCACACUCGGCCCAAUUUUGACGUAACAGUAGGAGUUAUACCUAGAAUGUUUCUCUUCGAUUCAACUGACGAUUUUCCUUCUGAUGGUGGAAUAGCAGUCCUUGUGGAAGGAGAAGAUCAUGUAUUUACAUGCUUGAUACCAGACAUAAAGCACGAAGUAGAACUUGUCUGGACCUUGGCUGGCCAGGGAGUAAAACAAGUCAGUAACAGAAGCGUCGUCACCAUCGACGGAUGGGAUGUUAGUAGUAGUGUCGUUGUGUCACCUAACAGAGACAACCAUAGAAAGACACUACAAUGCGAAGCGUUCGACGCAGACGGUGAGCUGAUCGACAAUAUGACUGUCUCAAUCGCUGUAAAGGCAACCACAGACUUCAACUGCACCUUCGAGGAAGGGUUUUGUGGCUGGAGACAAUCCAACGACGACAGGUAUAAAUGGCUGCUGCAGCAGGGGCGAACUCCUAUAUAUUCAUCCGGGCCACAGUUCGACAGGACGUUAGGCAGGACUCUCAAUGUGUAUCAGCUUCCAGUUAAUCAGACACUCAGUGAUGGUGAAAUCAUCUUUACGAGAAGCGGUCAAUACACGAACGGAACAUUCUGGUUAAAGGCCAGGAGUUGUGUGAGAAAUGCUACUUCGGAAUUUCAAAUUGCCCUGGAGGCAGUUCGUGGUUACUUCGACUCAGAUAUUGCAAUUGAUGACAUAAAUACCGUAAUCCCUCGAAUGUUCCUCUUUGAUUCAACUGAAGACUUUCCUUCAAAUGCUGGAAUAGCAGUCCUUGUGGAAGGAGAAGAUCAUGCAUUUACCUGCAUGGUACCUGACACAAAUCACGAAGUAGAAUUUGUCUGGACCUUGGCUGGCCAGCGAGUUAAACAAGUCAUUAACAGAAGCGUCGACACCAUCGACGGAUUGAGCGUUAGCAGUAGUAUCGUUGUGUCACCAAACAGAGACAUCCUUGGGAAAACACUACAGUGCGAAGCGAUCGACGCAGACAGUGAGCCGAUCGACAGUAUGACUGUGUCAAUCGCUGUAAGAGUAUCACCAAAGUCAUCAUUAAUGUCCCUGACUGGUCCCAGUGGAAACAGACUUCGACCUGGGGGCACAGCGAACGUUGCAACUGGUAUAGCAAACACCUUUGCUUCGACAGUAGGUUUCAACUGUACCUUUGAAGAAGGGUGGUGUGGUUGGAGGCAGUCAAAGGAAGACCGUACAGACUGGUCACUCAAGAUGGGAUCCACACAUCCUUCUUCUACUGGCCCUGCCCAUGACAAGACUGUAGGAGAUUACAGAGGCCGUUAUGCCUACUUUCAUCAAUACCACUCGUCUGAGGGCACCAACGCUGUGCUUAUCAGCCCUGCAGUUGUUCCCAGCAAAGAACAGAUCGCCAACCACGCGUGGUGCUUUAGUUUCUGGUACAACAUGUACGGGAGCAAUAUGGGUACUCUAAACGCAUCUCGUGUAGCUAUUGGCGAAUCAGUCACUGAAGGUGAAGUUCUGUUUUCAAGAAGCGGUGAGCAAACCAACCGAACAACUUGGCUGGAGGAGGAGAUCUGUGUCACGAAUUUAUCGUCAAGCUUUUUCAUAGCGUUUGAAGGGAUUCGUGGGAACGGCUCACAUUCAGAUAUCGCCAUCGAUGACGUGGAAUCUCAAGUGCCCAGGACAUCUAUCAUUAUAUUUGACUGGUUGGGAGAUAACUUUUACAUGGGAGACACUGUGUAUGCGAUUGGACGAGUCUUCAAUCGAUUCACUUGCAGAGUGCCUGAUAUCAGAGCACCCGUCUCGCUCUCGUGGACGUUCGGGGGACUUGAGGUUUCUCCCGACAGUUACAACAAUGUCACAGAUAGCGACGGUUUCACCACAAGCACCAGUACUGUAACAAUACCCAUUUCAGAGAGCGACCACGGGGAGCUACUUGAAUGCGUUGCGUUCGUUGCAGAGACACAUCCCGUUGUUAAUAUAUUCGUUACUGUUCAUGUGCAAGUUCCACCUGCGGAAUCCAGUUUAUCUCUGUAUGAUUCCGGUGGGAACCUAACUGGUGCGAGUACUGGUGUUGUGGAAGGGGCUCCCCACUCUUUCCUGUGCUCGGUGAGUCAGACAAGGCCAGCCGCUACCAUACAAUGGUUCCUGAAUGACGCUUUGCAAAGAACUGUUGACCCUCCUUCUGGAGAAAGCGAUGGUUUAGUGGACACCACGAGCAACUGGACGUUCGUCCCUAGCAGAGCCAAUCACGGGCAGAGGGUGAAGUGUGUGGCUAGUACAGCGGAGUCGGAGCUCCCUCUACCGUUUGUGAUGGUCACAGUGGAUGUCACAGGUCCCCCGGAUACUCCAGCUGUAUCAGGCAAUCUGUCGAUGACUGCAAAUGAGACCGUUCAAGUAACAUGCCAGGCCAGCCACGGAUACCCUGACGACUGGGAGCUGGCUUGGACUAAUGGGGGCCUACCUCUUGCCGGCACUCAUACCACCGCCAUGUUAACAUCGGGCAACCGCUACAGGUUCAGCAGCACGUUAAACUUCACGCCAACCAGAGAAGAUAAUGGGAACAUGAUCACAUGCUCUACCAAACGAGGAUCUUGGGAUCAAGACCCAAUAGGAUCGCUGGGUCCAAUCGACGUACAGUACUGUCCAGAAUUUUCUGCGCCACCUGAAAUCACAUCUAGGACUUUUGAGGAGGAAGAUAACGUGAUCUUUUCCUGCAGCGCAGACGCCAAUCCCAUGCCCCCUGAUUUCAUCACGUGGGAGAGGGUCGAAUCUCCAGGCUCCCUACCCUCUCUCUACAGCAAUGGAACAAGCACACUGUUGCUAAUCAACAUCAGUAGGGAGCAGGCUGGGACGUACAGGUGCCGCGGAGACAACGGUGUACCACCGGUGGUGUAUUCCAGCCUGGUUGAUGUCAUCGUGCGUUCACCCGUUGCUCCCUCAGUCAUCGGCAUACUGAUAAGCUGGCCGUAUCUAACUGCCAUCAGUGUACUGGGAAUACUUUUGCUCAUCAGUAUCGCAAUACAGGCGGCCGGCUAUUUUUACCGUAAGCGAAAGAGGCCACCGCAAAAGAAGGAACAACAAAAUGUUUCCCAAAGCAGUGAAGAUGGGACCGGAGGACCAGUCCGAGUCGUUGAAGAUACAGAAUGCUACGAAAACGUUGGGAUCCCUAUGCAGACCAUUCGAGCAGUUGAAAGUAAGCCGGUUGAGUCCACCUAUGCUGACAUCCCGGACUGCCGCGCAGCGAUCUCGCGAGAUCAGCUGACCUUCCUGCAAGAACUCACUCAGGGCACCUUUGGGAAGGUGCUACUUGCGAGAGCCUUAGACAUCAAGCAGCCAGGUCUCGUCACCCGCGUGGCUGUCAAAACUGUAAAAGAUGAAAGCGACCCGAAGGAGAAAGAGAACCUGAUUCGAGAGUUGAAUUCGAUGAAACCUCUCAGUGGUCACGCGAAUAUCGUUAAGCUCCUUGGAUACUGCAUCAACGAAGACCCGAUCUAUGUCAUCAUGGAGCACAUGGCGAAUGGGAACCUGAAGGAUAUUCUUACUGAUAGCCGAUCCGAACACGUGUAUGACAACCUACGAGGGGCUGUGUGUGCAUCCCUCACACCCAAGACUCUGCUAAGUCUGGCCAGGGGCGUGGCCGAAGGCAUGGCUUACUUGGCUUCACAAGGGUGUCUUCAUCAAGACCUUGCCGCCCGCAACGUCCUCGUUAGCGAGGAUAUGGUGAGCAAGAUAUCCGAUUUUGGAUUCGCCAGUGACGUCGCCGAAAUGAGAACAUACCAACGCAAACGCACGGGAUUUUCCCCUCUGCGAUGGAUGGCACUGGAGUCCGUUGUUGAUGACGUGUACACAACAGAGAGUGACGUGUGGUCUUUUGGGGUUCUGCUGUGGGAAAUAGUUACUCUGGGUGGCCACCCCUACCCGACCAUGAGUGCCAAGAAAGUGGUUUCCAAAGUGAAGUCAGGGUACCGGAUGCCCCGUCCCGACCACUGUCGAUUGCAAUUGUACCAGGUAGUGCGUGCUUGCUGGUCUAAGAACCCGGCAGUCCGACCGACAUUUGCAACGAUCACCGAUAAACUUGGAGGAUUGUUGGGAAAAGCUAACGAAUGCAUAUUGUUGGAAAGCUGCCAGGAGAACAUCUACAAAAUGUCGGUCUCAGGUGGAUCAGACUUUGAAAAGAUCUAA